AUGCCAUUGAAGAGUAUGGUAAAUUCUCUAGUAUCGAGUGUUCCUAUGAGUGAGAAGAUUAUUCCUAAGGGUGUUAUGAAGCAUCUACAAGAUCAACCAGAUGAUGAGAUUAUUAUAGAUAAAAGGAACACCACUACAGAAGAAAAAAUAUAUAGUCGAAUUCUUCGUAGAAGAGAAGUUGAAAGAAUGCAAAUAAUAGAGGAUGAGGAUAAAAACCUAACAUCAGUGGUGGCUGGUAAAACAUUUUUAAAUUAUGCUGAUACAUUUGAUGAUUAUCAGGGUAUGCAGCCUAUCAAUAAAAUCAAAACAUUACCACCAAACAAAUUGCAAGGACAGAAUCAUUCGUAUAAGCCACGAGUUAGUGGCGAUAAAAUACUACUGGGAGCCACGAUUGUGGAAGAUAAUAUUGAUGAAGUAACACUUAUUCCGUCUUCAGCAUCUCUGAAUGAUUCAGAUUUUCUGCCUACAAAAAGACUAUCUUACUCAACAUAUGAAACAAAGGAAGUUAGUUCUGAAAAAGUUAAACAAUAUUUAAAUGAACAGCAUGAAAAAUUUGAUAACUUAGUGAAUAGAAAUCUUCAAAAGGUUUUAAAAGAAUCUGAAGAAAUAGAACCUCCAUCAAUGAGGGAUUCUAUAUACGAUCUCUUGGAUGUUCGAGACCGUAAUUUGACACAUAAGUUGCAAGAUAUUUCUUCUAUUGUUGAAGUUGCUUCCAAUAAAGUUCUUCAAAAUAGCCCAUGGAGAUCAUCUUCCAAUAAUAGUAGAGAAAACAGUAUCCCAGGUACUCCUAUGCUUCAAAAUAAUAGGGUAGCAACGUUUGAACUGGAACACGGGGACAAUGAUGAUGUAUAUUCUACACAAGAGGAAUUGGAAGAUUUAAUUAAACUGUUGGAUAAUCGUAAAAAGGGUCAACUUUUACGUCUUCUACAAGAUGAAUUAGAUAUUUUUGAGGAUGCUAGAGAUGAUAUUAAUGAGGAAGAAAUAUCAUUGGAAAAAAUGCAACAAGAAGAUCUCAACAAUCUUCAAGAAUCGGGUAUAACUAUCGAUAAAGUGCAGGCUUUGGCUAUCCUUCUGAUCAGGCUUUCGUUUACCGCGAUCAAACUAGGCAUUCCUAUCUCACUUUGGUUGUACCGGAAGUACACAGCCAAUGAAUUAUACAUGAUAAACAAAAAGAACUUUAAUAAACUCUUAGGUUUCCUUAUUAAAUUAUUAAAAUCUUUAGAUGGGAAAAUUAAUAGCGAUCCAUUUAGUUCAUAUCAAUAUGGACAUGGCCCAUCUACCAAACUACCAGAACAAGAACAACAACAAAAUGAUCAAAACUUUGAUGAAUUAUAUAAUGAAAUGACAAAUAAUGCAACUGAAUUUCUCAAUACCAAAUUAAACAGCCAAGGAGUAUCGAACACUACUACGUGGCAAGGUUUGGCAGCUAACUACCUCCUUAGUAGAUAUAUACCCCAGCUGUUAAAUGAAUCUACUGUGGCAAGAAGAAGAAGACAUGAGAACGUGAUAAGGAAAAAUGAUCCCAAGUAUUCACAAUAUUUCUCAAAGGGGAAAGAAUCUAGCUCAGACCUACCAUCAGACAGUUCUUCAACUUCUCUUUCACCAUCAAAAAUUGAACAAUCUUCAUCUGAAGAAAAUCUUAAUCUUUUGCAUGCAGCUGAAACAUUUGCUGCCGAAUUUUAA
Molecule: messenger RNA, 1683 nt
Organism: [Candida] anglica
Lineage: Eukaryota; Fungi; Ascomycota; Pichiomycetes; Serinales; Debaryomycetaceae
Source: the annotation of a GenBank genome assembly